AUGGAUAUAGCUGGCCUCACUAUCGCAGUCUACCACGAGGUAUUCAAUGUCUGCGUCUUCAUCACCCAAACCAUCAUCGACGCCAGGAACCACGAGCAGGACUUUGGCGAGCUCGAGAUCAAGUUCACCUACCACCACACAAUCCUCCAGACCUUCGGGAAGCGCUUCAUCCAGGGCAAGAUCAUAUAUAAGCUUGAAGACAGUGUGGUCGUGCAGAUCAGCCAGAUCCUGCAGCAGCUGAAAAAGGUGGUGGUGGCCUACCAGGUCGUGUCCGAGAAAUAUAGCGAGAGUCACAGAAAGAGCAGAACCGGAUCCCCCUGGUGGAAGCGUCAUGGCGGAGCGGACCGAGAGAAGCUGCGAGCCGAGGCGACCACAGCUGUGCUGUUGCGGCCGGGGAACACUGGCGGGAGUGCGAUUAGCUCAGCCAUGGCUUCGAAAAAUCGCAGAGGGUUUCGAAGCCGCUUCGCACGAAAGAGGACACAGCUCGAGUGGGCGCUUUUUGAUCGCCAGAAGUUGGAAAGCAUCGCCGACGAGCACAAGCAAUGGACGGACAAGCUGGUGGACAUUAUGAAGAUGGCAUUUCUUUUCUACUUAUCCGGUGACGUUGUACAGACCGACGAGCUCGUGGACAGCGGUGAUGCCCAGGCCUUGGGCUUCUCGAGCCUCACCUCGCGGCGGUUGUUGAUUCUGGACCCGAGUCGGGGACACCAAGCCAAUAUCAUUGACCCCAAGGAGAUCGUCCUGAGUCGCUCGAAAUCGACACCAUCGACAACGUCUACCUCUAUCUCCGCUUCCUCCUCGCAAAAGGGACAAGCCAGAUAUGCCUGCGGUACACUGAACAUGCAGAAAUGCUUGGUCGAAUACAAACAGUACCCGGAAUUCGGCAAUGCCAAGAUGAAUCUUGAUAUCACACAAUCACGGAUUAGCUUCUUAUCCCAGCUCCUCGGCGUAUCCACAGACGCGGAUGAUAACAGAGCUACCCCAUACGCGCCGUCCAAUCUUCCGACCAGCCUCCACUGUAUAGGCUGGUUCCAUGAGCCUGACAAGUCACGAUACGGCCUCGCAUUCCAGAUCCCAACUGGCUACGACGAAACGCCCAUGACCCUACAAUCCGCAAUCAGCUCACUUAAAGCUGAGGCCCGUCCGACCCUUGGACAACGGUUUGAUAUCGCCUAUACGAUUGGGUACGCGCUCCUGGAGUGGCACCUCGUCGAUUGGGUUCACAAAGGGAUCAGCAGUGACAAUAUUUAUCUCCUUCGUCGCUCCAGCCAGACGCAGUGGGACUUCUCGCUGGCCCGUCUUGGGGGGUUCGAGUAUGCAAGGCCCUCGAGGGAUGGGUCAAAUGAGGCCUAUACCACUGUGGACUUCAACACGAAGGUCUACCGCCACCCCGCGCGGCAGGGCGAUCCGUCAGAGGGCUUCAACAAGAACCAUGACAUCUAUUCCUUCGGCGUUCUGCUCCUGCAGAUUGGGCUGUGGUCGUUAGUGCGUGAGUGGUUCUCGGAUGUGCGGCAGACGCCAGACGCGAUUAGGGCGACGUUGAUGAAGAAUGCGCGCACAAGGCUGGGUCAUUACAUGGGUCAGAAAUAUAUGGAUGCCGUGUUGUUCUGCCUAGAGGGAGCUUCGAGGGUGGAAGGGGAUGAUGUGAAACAGACAAGGCUGAUGACCGCGUUUAAGCAGAAUGUGAUUGAUGUCUUGGAGAAAGGACGGGUGAACCUAUGA
Messenger RNA from Morchella sextelata, 1722 nucleotides. RefSeq lists its product as uncharacterized. Lineage: Eukaryota; Fungi; Ascomycota; Pezizomycetes; Pezizales; Morchellaceae. Bases 1 to 1722 code for a protein of 573 amino acids. The record is from RefSeq and is a predicted model, not a curated record. The transcript has a single exon.